UUAAAUAAAUUAUUUUCAAAUUUAAAUUUGAAUAUCGUUUUUGCAUGGAUUUUUGGCGCGCCAUUUCAAAAUUUGCCGCCGAUCGCAGCGCAUCCGUCAUGCGCGCGGACGAUUUCGCGCAACUGCAUCCGGUAAACAUACAGUUCAUGCGUUCAGUGCGAAAAUAACAUAUAUUCGAAUGGAAAAUUGCACUGCUCAUACCGUGCUCAGCGCUUUUCCAUCGUGCGAGAUCAAGGCUUCUUCCCUUCAGGAAUCGUGAUCCUAGAAGACGGAAGUUGUCAUCGAGUCUGUUCCGGUUUAGAUACAAUAGAAUUCUGUGCAUAUUUUUUUUUUGCUGCUGCUGUCGAGAGGUUUGUUUGGGUUUGUUUUUCACUCUCUCUCUCUCUCUCUCGCACAUCGUGUCGCGCAUUUGCAGAGUCUAUCCGACUCUCUCUCUCUUUCUCCUUGUUUUCGUUUUUGGUGUUGUUGUUUUUCCCGGUAGAGUGUCAGAACGGGUGGUUUGUUUGCCGGUACGUGACUACCUUUUGGAAUAGCGGAAGCGGAUUACCCGGAAGGACGAGUGAUUUCCGGUCUGACAAUCGUCGUGGUGGAGGCCUUUGCUCCCGGACCAUCUGAUGGAUGACAUCCCUCGUAAUUGGAUUGACAUUGCACCGUUCGUUCUGUUUAAUUAUUUUUAAAUUGAUCCGCUCUGUACAGUAAUGGCGGACAUUUCAUAAUUUCCCCACUUUGCUCCGAAUUUCCCCCCAUUAAUCGUCAACAAUAAUACCGAAAUUGCAAUUGCAAUUCAGUGACAGCAGGAGGAUAAUUGCAAUUCUGCAUUAUUAAGGGCAUUUAUCAUCUUCUUCAUCAUUGUUUGACUUUGGAUUUUGUGCAAUGGGUAUUCAGGAUCUGCAGGCACUUCUGGAGAGUACCAGUUUGGAAGGAGGAGCAGUGUCAGUUGACUUGCUGAAGAUUGCUCGCAAUGUUACACAAAGGCAGCAGCCACACAACUCUGGGAGAAAAAUUAGACCAAUUGGCAACAAGCUGAAACUGAUUGUUGAUGCUGAGGAUUGUUUAGACAGGCUGUAUGGAGGCUACUUUUCAGAUUGGGCAUGUGGUGGACAGUGGAAUCGAAUGGUUCAGUUCCUAUCGCUUCUAACGCAGGCAGUUGAGAGGGGUAACAUCGAGUUGGCCGUUGUAUUUAAUGGAACAAUUGAAUCCAGCAGAAUGAGCGAAUGGGUGGCGCAACAGGCCAACGUUAGACAAAGAGUUGGCAUGGUGUUGAAACACGUCAAUACUAAAGCUACUCCGCCUCCUAAGGUCUGGUGGACAGCACCUAUUUGCCUGAAGACUGCUCUCAGAAUGGCCCUCAGACAUUUAGGAAUUACAGUUAUGUGUACAAUGGAUGAUCACCAUCAGGAGGUUAUAGCGUAUUGCAGGGAAUACGGAUUUCAUGGCCUUUUGGCCGACGAUGCGGAAUACGCCGCAUUCAAUCCACCUCGCUACUUCUCUUCUGAGAACAUUAAACUCACAUACAAGGGUUCCUUGGAAACCAAAGAAUACAUGGUUGCUGAGUUAAGCAAACAUUUACAAUUAACUCAAGAGCAAAUGUGCGUCUUGGCAUCACUUCUGGGCAACUUUCUGCUGCCUGAAAACGAGCUGCAAGACGUUUACAAGAAAAUCCAGACUGUUUUUAUAAAUAAGGAUACAAAGAUGCAGGGAGAAUCCGCUGUUAGAUUAAUCGCUAUGUACGUUCGUACCUUACCAUCUCCAUCCAAUAUGGAUGCUCUUGUCACCGAAGUGUUCGGCAGCAACAAAGACAAACGCUGCCCGAUAUUCAAGCAAUCAGUUUUGUAUUAUCUGAACGGCACUGCCCAUGGAUUUUUAAAAUAUUCUUCGCCAAAAGCAAAUAAUUAUAAGGGUAAGAAAGCGACUGUGCAGAACAAUAACAAUGUGAACAGCAUAAAAACGGAGGCUGAGCUCGACACUGCUGGAUUUGCGUCCGAGACUACAGAGCAAGAACAAGAGAGUUUACAGAAUUACCGUUUAGCUACUGUCAAUCAAGUAUUGAGUUCCGAUAUCAUUAGUCCCGAAACUGAUUCGUCUGCGAAGAGUAGUCCUCAUGUGAAUUUUGUUUUAGACGAAUCCUCACCGACUUCAGAUUCGCGUCUACACAAUGGUCACGCCAGUGCAGGUAGCAGUAGUAACAGCAGUAGCACAUCUGGUACUGGUAAUAGCAAUAAUAACACCGCCACAACUGGAAGUCUACCAUCGCCAAGAAGUAAUACAAUAAGUGGAAAUGUGAUAAAUCCGACUGUCUCCACCGAUGUGUUACGGACUUCCUCUUUGAGGCACCAGAAAGGUCUCAUGUGUCCAUGGAUCCUUCACGUACUGAGCACAAGGGAAAUCCGUUUGCCUUGCGUCAUGGAGGAUGAAGGGAAUCGCGAGUUUCCGCCCAUCCAUGAAAUCUAUUUACCUUUACGACAGAGGAUCUACGCUGUUCUCUUUAAUCUGCAUCAUUAUCGCUACGUCCAAACUAAGGGAAAAAAAAAUUUCAUUAUUCCCGAUUGUAUGCCGACUCCGGAGAUUGUUAUUACGGAAUGGGUUUAUAGCAGGAGUAAUCCGUAUCAGACACCUGAACAGGUGAAGGCUGUACCUUUGUCGUGGGCUGUGCCCACUUUACAGCGCUUGUGGUUCGGGCCUUCUGUUGAUGAUAAACGUCGUCGUAUGCGAGCUUUACUCUCUUGCCUCAACUCUGACACCCCGCUCAUUUUGAACAUGUCCUACGUGCCUCAGCAUAUGCUUGUCAUGGCAUGCGUUCUCAGAUACAUAAUGUCACAGGAUAAGCCGAUUCUGCGACGUAACGAGCUCGACGUCUUCAUAUGUCAAGCAUUCAAUCCAGACCUUAUGAACACUCAGUAUUUGCAGGAGUUAACCCUGAACGUGGUGACUAGUCGAGGUGUCCAAUUAGCAGCCGUCUUUAUGAAUGGAGUCGAAAUGGCCCUUUUGGCGAAUGACGCGUGCGGUGCGCCUUUGCCUUGGUUAUUGUGUUGUCCGUGGUUGUACUUCGAUGGAAAGCUCUUCCACCAUACCCUGACACGUUCUAUACAUGCGAAGAGUCUUUUGGACUUAUGCGAGAACCACAUCGAACGUGUUGUCAAAGUGGAGCGCAUGCGAAAGGCCAUCCUCGAAGGAUUGGAUGCCAAAUUUGCUAAAAUCCCGUUGCAGGUAAACGCGUUCCGUAUGCCGCCCUCCAAUUGUCUGCCACCAGUGCCAUUACCUUCAUCGAGGGGACCAUCCAACAUGCGGCAUCGUCCUUUGCAAUCGCGCGGAGCUCAACUGCAGAUAGCUGGAGUAGUGGUUGGUUCAUGGGGCGCGAACUAUGGAUACCAGCAGCAGAACUUGAGACAGCCACCUCAGAUGGUCAGCGGUGUUCCUUUCCGCGGAGGCCUUAAUCCUCAGAACCGUGGACUUCCUGCACCUGGAAAUAAUUUCAUGCCCCCUCAGCAACAGUACAACCAUAGGAAUAAUGGUUCAAACCCGAACAGGCAGAGGAAGCAAGGACCACCUACUUUCAAUGUAAACAAGAAAAAUAAUCCAAAUAAGAAGAAGAGCAAUAAGCAGAAGCAAAACGCCGGAGGAGCAAAUAAGGGCCGAAACAAUAACGCUCUUCCCUUUACGACGAAGACCGAUAUCGGAGAUGUUUUAGUAAGUGAUGUGAUUAAGAAAGAACAUUCGUUGGCGGAAGAAGCCAUCUUGGAAGACUGCAGAGGAGGAUCCGAGCACCAGGGACAAGGCGACGGACCUUCGAUCGAGACAGCUGCCUGUUAAGUGCGUUAGUUACUGAUAAUGUUACAUAGACUUUUUUUGACGUUAUCACCAACCAACAAGAAUCCCCCCCAACCCCUAAAUGUUAAAAAAGAGUUACAAAUUUAAUUUAUACUGCGUUAGCGAAAGAAAGAAGGCGACGACGACGGACAGAAAUGCUUCGUAUCGUAGGUAAUGAAAGAAACAAACAAUAACGGAUUUUAUUGUAUUAUUUAUUGGCUUUAACAUUAACAGGAGAUUUUUUCGUUCUUUCUUUCGUUUAAUCUAUAUAGGUUUGUUUAAGUUUGAUAUAUUAUAUUAUAUAUUAUAUAUAUAUUUUUUGAGACGUGAUUGGUGCUUCUCGAUGCAUUAAGAGACUAAAACGAAGUGCGAUUUUUGACCAAUUGACUUAUUUUUAUUAAGAAUAUAUUAAUAUAUGUGGCUCAACAACGAUGAUUUCAAGUAAUGACAUGAAAACAGUGCGCGUUUUACAACAUGGACCUCCUGCACUAUCCUUGUGUUCAGAUGUAUCACGAUGAUCGAGGAGAAAACGGUUACUAAGAGAGAAAGAGAGAUGAAAAGAAAAAAAAACAAAGAGAAAUAGUAUGGUUGGAGAGCAAAUGUAUAUUUUUCUAUAUUUGUUACGAGUGUUAAUAUUAUAUUGACUGAGAUAUCACAUCAGUCGCUGCUGUGAUUUAUAUUUAUGAUAUUUAUAUAUACAACAUCGGUUUAAUGAUAAUACGCCUUUACAAACUAAUUCAUUUCCAUGCUCUAGCGUUUAAGAGAGAGAGAGAGAGGCAGGCAGGACAAAAAAAGCCUGGGUCACCGCCCAUUUUCAUUUUGCGCCAAAAAUAAACCCCGCCCAUCGCCCGCCCUCCACACAUUCCAUCAGAAGCGAUGCAUUUUUCUCGAAGAAAAUUUAGUUUUCGAAAGCGGUCACGAAAUUUAAAAAAAAAUAUUAAUUAAUUACGGGCAACUUGUGAUAAAAGCAACAUGAAAAUGGGGUACGGCGAACAUAGGAAAUUCCAUCAAUCAAUCAUUUAUUUAUUUUUUACAAAAAAAGAAAACUAAAUUCGGGAAAGCAAAAGUUGCAAUGGCAAUCGGCUAAUGCUUUAGUUUGUCAAGUCUAUUUAUUACAUUAUUAUAUAAAGAAUAUAUGGUUCAUUCGAAUUUGAAUCUUACAAGAGAGAUAUAGAGAGACAACUCUUUUUUCAGACU
Molecule: messenger RNA, 5004 nt
Organism: Nicrophorus vespilloides
Lineage: Eukaryota; Metazoa; Arthropoda; Insecta; Coleoptera; Silphidae
Product: constitutive coactivator of PPAR-gamma-like protein 1
Exons: 13
Coding region: 874-3810 (978 amino acids)
Cellular component (GO): nucleus
Source: RefSeq, a predicted model, not a curated record